UCACCGACCACCACAGUACUUAAGUUCUUUUUAUUCCAUUAUCGUAGCUCACAGUCACACAGUGUAAUGAAUAGGUUAUGUUUUAAGUAAAGUAAUUUAAGUUUUUAUCGUUAAAAAUUUAAUAAUUAUAAACUAGGCCUAUUAAAGUACAUUUUUAAUAGUUAGGCCAUCUUUCUUUAAAAGAAAUGUUUGCUUUAAAAACACGUAGCUCGAGUAGAAGGGUGUAAGAUUCGGAGUUUUUCAAGAUGUUGUGCCAGGCUGCAGUCGGCGGAACCACUGGCAGUGCCGGUUCCGGACGGUCAGCCAGUCACCUACACCCCUAAGAUAGAGAAGCUGGUGACUGAUAUUUCACAGUUGACACUGUUAGAGGUUUCCGAGCUCAGUUCAGCCCUAAAGCAGCGGCUGAACCUACCUGAUGCUCCGAUGAUGGCUGUGGGAGCUGUGGCUGCGGGUGGACAGGUUCAGGAAGAUGAGGAGGAGGCUGCUCCCAAGGCGGUCAAGACGGACUUCACCGUUAAGCUAAUGAAGUUUGACGAGAAACAGAAAGUACCUCUAAUCAAGGAAGUGAAGAACCUCAUUGAGGGCAUGAACUUAGUUCAGGCCAAAAAGUUUGUGGAGAGCGCACCAGCUGUUGUAAAAGCAGACAUAUCUAAAGAUGAGGCUGAGAAGCUGAAAGAAGCCCUUGUAAAAGUGGGAGCUGAGAUUGUCAUAGAAUAGAGUAUAAAUAGAUUUUAGGUUAGUUUUGUACAAAUGUUAGUUGGCAUUAAAAACAAUUAUUGCAAUACAAUUUUUUCCCCUCAAAUCA
This is a messenger RNA of Homalodisca vitripennis (glassy-winged sharpshooter), 805 nucleotides long. RefSeq names its product 54S ribosomal protein L12, mitochondrial (gene mRpL12). Gene Ontology annotation, biological process: mitochondrial transcription; translation. Bases 424 to 717 code for a protein of 97 amino acids. Gene Ontology annotation, molecular function: structural constituent of ribosome. The record is from RefSeq and is a predicted model, not a curated record. Gene Ontology annotation, cellular component: ribosome; mitochondrial large ribosomal subunit. NCBI's taxonomy places the organism in Eukaryota, Metazoa, Arthropoda, Insecta, Hemiptera, Cicadellidae. The transcript is spliced from 4 exons.